This is a messenger RNA of Ambispora leptoticha, 561 nucleotides long. Lineage: Eukaryota; Fungi; Glomeromycota; Glomeromycetes; Archaeosporales; Ambisporaceae. The record is from the annotation of a GenBank genome assembly.
GGGCCAAACGUAAAAUCGUAGAGGAUGAGUAUGAUGAGUUGAAUAACUAUCUUAAACGAAUUAGAGAGGGACCUUCACCGUCAGAAUAUGCUGGAAGAGGAAAUAAAGGCUGGCCUUCUGGACAGCUCGGUGAAGAUCCUUUAUACUUAAUUCACCGCCCGGCUUCUGCGUCUGGAAAUCCUAUUACAAUCUAUCAUCCAAUAUUUGAGAACUUUGUGAAAGAUUGCCGAACUGCUGUUCCCACACAGGAAACCUACGAUCAUGUUGUAGAACUUACCGAAAGCAUGUCUGGUGCGUUCCGUAAUGAAGAUUUACGAACAGACGAGUUUCACUGUUUGCUAGAAAAGUUUAAUAUAAUAGUCAACAGAAUUGGUAACGAUAAGUUCAUAACGGAUGGUACCGCGUUGGCCGGAGAUGGAUGUUUUUUUGUUAUCAAUGUUGAAGUGAAGCCUGAACUUGGGGAAGGAAAUGGCUGUCCGUAUAUUCAGGGCAUUGUAUAUUACGGGAAGAAAGUAGCUCAGUAUCUAGAGACAAGGAAAGAACAACGGACACGUUUGCCUU